UAAAAAAUCGUCAAUCAAGCCCACCUAAUUAGGCUCGUUGAAAUCCAAAAGAUUCUCUAUCACACUUGCAAAUUUACAUUGCUUACCAUCUACAUGUACCUUCUAUCUUGCGCUAGUUUGCUCAGCCUUGCCAUUGGGUGAGCGAUACGCAACUCAGCCUCAGCCUUGUCCUUGUUCUUCCCAUCUCCACGUUCUUUCUCUCAACUCCGUGCCUAUAUACGAUACAAGGUGGCCUCUAAUGCUUCUAGCUGGUCAUGAAUGCCUUUGAUGGUGUUAGAUACGUUAGUGGAAUGCCAAGUCUCUCCUUGAAAGUUAAUUCAUCCAUGAAACCAUCUACGAGCCCUUCUAGACCACAUUUCUUAUCCUGGACUGAGCCUCCGUUGUCUCUCUACCACGAAGACGGCCUUGCCGCACGCACGAAAUACAGCCAAUGCUAUAUUCCUCCUCGGACACGAUGAGUGGGAACGAACAAUGGAAGAAGGGGCAACUUUCGAGGGCGCUGGCGAAAGCUAAUACUGCAGUCUUACUGGAUAAUGCACAGAACUUUGAAGGUGCGCUGGAGGCGUAUGACGAAGCGUGCGGGCUAUUGAAGCAGAUCAUGAUAAGUAGUUCAGUCGACGAGAAUCGAAGGAAGCUAGAAGCGAUUCGCAACACUUAUACUAUCCGCAUGGAGGAACUACGAAGUUUAGAAGUCACCAAGGCAGUCACAAUAACGACUUUCGUAGAUGACAGGCCUCCGAGCUCGAACGUCGUCCCCGCCAUAGAUGACCGAUGUGCAGGUCAUAACACAUACGCCAACAAAGCCGAAGUGCCAUACAAACAUCUGGAAGUUCUAGGCCGUGGAAAUUAUGGCCUUGUCGACAAAGUCGAACGAACCCUACCUCUUUCCGACUGGAACACACCUGGAAUAUACGCUAGAAAAGUGAUUCGAACUGGAUACUCCCAUGCUGCUAGACAACAGGAGCGGAUAAUGUCAGAGAUCAACAUAGUUCGAAAGCUAAGGCACAGCCACGUGGUAGAACUGGUCGAGACCUAUCAAGCUGGCCUUGAGUUUGGCAUCAUCAUGAGCCCAGCCGCCGAGAUGGAUCUGAAGGAGUUCCUCGCUCAUGCUCACGAAGAUGAGGCUAUCGUGCACAGAACCGACAGUUGCCUGCUAUCAUGGAUAGACUGUAUUGUUAGCGCAGUUUCUUACAUUCAUCACCAGCGCGUACGACACAAGGACCUCAAACCCGCCAACAUUCUAGUGCGCGGAAAGGCAAUCUUUAUCACAGACUUUGGCAUAUCAAAAGAUCUCAUCGGCGAAACGACUGGGUCGGUAGGUGACCCUAGCGAGCGAUCACCGAUGUACUGUGCGCCGGAGAGCAACGUCGAGGGCGAGCGCCGAGGCCGCUCUGCGGACAUGUUCUCAUUGGGAUGCAUUAUGCUUGAGAUGCUGACCGUCCUCAUGGGGGAGUCGUUGGCGAACUUUGAGGAAUACCGCAUCACGAACAAUUCACGUGCUUACGCUGCUAACCACAAAAAGAAUUAUCUCUGGAUGAUUGAACUCAAAAACAAAUAUCACAUCAAAAACCCCAACACGUAUCCAUACAUGUCUCACAGCCGUCGCAUAAGCACAAAACUUGCGACAGUAGCAGCGCUUCUUAAUUUAGCCCCGGAUGAUCGACCAAGAGCGUCUGAAAUGGACGGAUACAAUGGAGCUGGCGCUUGCGACGGAACUGCGUCCUGUUUCCCGUACCAGGAUCGCGAUGGUCUUGUGGCGUUUGAAAGCCUUCAAUGGCCACAUUCCGCCUCCCUGGACGACGACGAACUACCACAGAAGGUCCGCGAUAGAAGGUGGCUCAACAGGUGUUAUUUUACUCGACGGAAAGACAGUGCUCAUGGGUCGGAUGGCUGAAAGGCCCUCAAACUCGACACAAUCAUAUCCGUCAUACCUUACAGAAGUUGUGCGUCUGCGGGAACCGAAGAUCUAUGGGCACGAGGAUGAAACCGGAAUGCUCUUUAAGAUUGGGGCGUUGAGUCCUUGAGUAGCUCACUACCCGAACCAUCUACAAGGCAGUCCACUCAGCCCGCAACUCAUGCCUGCGGGUCACUGGUUUCAUGACUCGG
This is a messenger RNA of Mytilinidion resinicola, 2106 nucleotides long. RefSeq names its product kinase-like protein. NCBI's taxonomy places the organism in Eukaryota, Fungi, Ascomycota, Dothideomycetes, Mytilinidiales, Mytilinidiaceae. Gene Ontology annotation, biological process: protein phosphorylation. The transcript has 3 exons. Gene Ontology annotation, molecular function: protein serine/threonine kinase activity; ATP binding. The record is from RefSeq and is a predicted model, not a curated record. Gene Ontology annotation, cellular component: cytoplasm. Bases 431 to 1894 code for a protein of 487 amino acids.